Molecule: messenger RNA, 758 nt
Organism: Trifolium pratense (red clover)
Lineage: Eukaryota; Viridiplantae; Streptophyta; Magnoliopsida; Fabales; Fabaceae
Exons: 6
Coding region: 1-471 (156 amino acids)
Source: RefSeq, a predicted model, not a curated record
AUGGAUAUCCUUAAAUCCAAUAUGUAUCCAUUAACUAGCGGAAGACGAGUGUUCUUCAUUCUUUGUCGCCAAAUACCCAGAUCCCUAAAUCCCAAAUCCCUAAUUUUCUUUGAAAUCCCUAAAUCCCAAAUCCCUAAAUCGUUUUCAUUGUUCUUCACAGCAAACCGUUAUUUUGAAUUUGAAAACGACCAUCUAAUCUUUAUUUCUUUUCACAGAAAUCAAAGGAACUUAGGAGAAUUCUGCAUCAACAGUGUGCCAAAAAUUUGGGAUAUCAGAAGUUUGGAUCGUGAUGUCUCACCUAUAGGUCCUCUUCCUCAGCCAGCAGGACAGCAAAGAUUAGAGGGUAUAACUAGCUUGUCGCAAGAUGACCGCGGAGCUUUACUCUCAGCCUCCUGCAAGGAUAACCGGUCAACAAGCCUCAUGAACAACCUACUAUUUUGUUUCCGCGCGAUGGAGAAAAUGCAUCCUUAGUUGACUGGUCCUUCUCCGAGUUUGGAAAAUUAGCAACUGCUGGUGAACACAUAGUAAGCAAAAAUGUAUCUGUUUAAAUGUAUCAGUGUGGAUCAUAGCUGAGUAGAUGCAAUAUGUGGACAAUAUAUUUUUAGAUUCUUCCACCUCUAUCGAAGUGGUGUGUGUGUACAAAUGCUGAUGCUAAUCUGUUAGAAUGUACUGUCUAGGUAGAAUAGGGACAGCUGUUAGUCAGUUUGUCCAUUUGUUAGAUUAGUUAGUUAGUUGAAUUUAUUGUAAUAAUAGAUAGA